Molecule: messenger RNA, 374 nt
Organism: Chara braunii
Lineage: Eukaryota; Viridiplantae; Streptophyta; Charophyceae; Charales; Characeae
Source: the annotation of a GenBank genome assembly
GAGCGAGGCCCUACGGAUUCUGGCGGCAGGUCAGUCUAAUGAUUGGCAGUGUGUGUCAAUGCUGGAGACGUUAGGUAAAGAUGGUGGUUGCGGCUCCAUUGUGGAGAUGAGCAGCUAUCAACUGGAACAUCCAGGUUUCUUCAAGCCCAAGGUUGGUGUUAUAACUAAUUUGACUCCAGAUCAUUUGGAUCAUCACAAAGACAUGUUAACUUACGCGUACAUGAAGUGCAGGCUAUUUAAAGAUAUGGACAAGGAUGAUGUAGCAAUCAUACCAGUUGACCAGAACAAGAACCGACCUUUCAAUACAAAGUAUAAGAUAGCACAACGGAAGACUUAGAUACCGGUGAUCCGAACAAUCAAUAUUGCAAUGCAGC